This is a messenger RNA of Portunus trituberculatus (swimming crab), 4013 nucleotides long. Its product is annotated as V-type proton ATPase catalytic subunit A-like. Gene Ontology annotation, biological process: ATP metabolic process; proton transmembrane transport. NCBI's taxonomy places the organism in Eukaryota, Metazoa, Arthropoda, Malacostraca, Decapoda, Portunidae. Gene Ontology annotation, molecular function: ATP hydrolysis activity; ATP binding; proton-transporting ATPase activity, rotational mechanism. Gene Ontology annotation, cellular component: lysosomal membrane; proton-transporting V-type ATPase, V1 domain. The record is from RefSeq and is a predicted model, not a curated record.
GUUUGUAUACAUGGCCACCCCCUCCCUUCCCAUCACCCCCCCUACAGUCAGUGCACAGAUCGAAGGGCCGCCUGUCACUCGUAUUUUCCUGCUAUUUUCUGGACAAAGACACACGUACACCCUUCACUAUGGCGGGCGGCAUGGACCGGGCGGGAAAGAUUCCGAAGCUGAGGGAUGCAGAGUCAGAGGCAUUGCUGGGCAGUGUGUGGGGUGUGUCUGGGCCAGUGGUGACGGCCAAGAACAUGAGUGGGUCAGCUAUGUACGAGCUGGUGCGUGUGGGCCAUCAGGAGCUGGUGGGGGAGAUCAUCCGACUUGAGGGAGACAUGGCCACCAUCCAGGUGUACGAAGAUACAUCAGGGGUGACAGUGGGCGACCCUGUGAUGAAGACCGGCAAGCCCCUCUCGGUGGAGCUGGGGCCGGGCAUCAUGGGUAACAUCUACGACGGCAUUCAGCGACCUCUGCAGGAAAUCUGUGACAUUACCCAGUCCAUCUACAUCCCCAAGGGCAUCUCCACCCCCGCCCUCUCCCGCUCCAAGAUGUGGGGGUUCCAGCCAGAGAAAGGGAUCAAGGUUGGCAGCCACAUCACAGGGGGCGACCUUUUUGGCACUGUGGCGGAGAACUCCAUCAUUGACCACAGGAUCAUCCUGCCCCCAAAGGCCCGCGGCACUGUCACCUACCUGGCCGCCCCGGGGAACUACACCGUCGACGAAACUGUGCUGGAGGUGGAGUUUGAUGGGGAGAAGCACAAGUACUCCAUGAUGCAGGUAUGGCCCGUGCGUCAACCUCGUCCAGUGAGUGAGAAGCUGCAUGCCAACCACCCACUGCUGACAGGACAAAGGGUGCUGGAUGCCCUCUUCCCGUGCGUCCAGGGUGGCACCACGGCCAUCCCUGGUGCCUUCGGAUGUGGCAAGACCUGCAUCUCCCAGGCUCUCUCCAAGUACUCCAACUCAAAUGUCAUUAUCUAUGUUGGAUGUGGAGAGCGAGGCAACGAGAUGGCUGAGGUGCUGCGUGACUUCCCUGAGCUGGAGUUGGAGGUGAAUGGCAAGAAGGAGUCCAUCAUGAAGCGCACGUCACUGGUGGCCAACACAUCCAACAUGCCCGUGGCUGCCCGAGAGGCCUCCAUCUACACCGGCAUCACACUGUCCGAGUACUUCCGUGACAUGGGCCUGCAUGUGUCCAUGAUGGCCGACAGUACCUCCCGCUGGGCCGAGGCUCUUAGGGAGAUCUCAGGUCUCGCUGAAAUGCCUGCCGACUCUGGCUACCCGGCCUACCUCGGCGCACGUCUGGCCUCCUUCUACGAGCGUGCUGGCCGCGUUAAGUGCUUGGGCAACCCCGAGAGAGAAGGCUCCGUCACCAUCGUGGGCGCUGUGUCCCCCCCUGGUGGUGACUUCUCCGACCCUGUCACCUCCGCCACACUGGGCAUUGUGCAGGUGUUCUGGGGUCUGGACAAGAAGCUGGCCCAACGCAAGCACUUCCCCUCCGUCAAUUGGCUGCAGUCCUACUCCAAGUACCUCCGUGCCCUCGAGGAGUUCUAUGACUUGCAGUACCCAGAGUUUGUCAGCUACAGGACCAAGGUGAAGGAGAUCCUGCAGGAGGAGGAUGACUUGGCAGAAAUUGUGCAGCUGGUAGGCAAGGCUUCCCUCUCAGACGCAGACAAGAUCACGCUGGAGGUGGCUCGCAUCAUCAAGGACGACUUCCUGCAGCAAAACUCAUACACGCCAUAUGAUCGCUUCUGUCCCUUCUACAAGACAGUGGCCAUGAUGAGGAACAUUGUGGCCUUCUACGACAUGUCCCGCCAGAUUGUCAACCGCACGGCACAAAGUGAUAACAAGGUGACUUGGCAAAUCAUCCGUGACUCAAUGGGGCAGAUCCUGUACGAACUUUCCUCCAUGAAGUUCAAGGACACCUUCAAGGAGGGCGAGGCAAAGGUCAAGAAGGACUUUGACGAGAUCUACGAGAACAUCCAGCUGGCCUUCAGGAACCUAGAGGACUAAGGCAGCGGCGGCGGCAGCGACAGCAGCAGUGCCAAGACAGGACUCCCCUCUCUGUCUCCUGUCAUGAUUGUUCUUUGUUUGUCUGAGUCAGAGUGUUGGUGGGCUUGCUGGACUCAGGGCUGCUGGGUGGCCGGGCUGAGACACUGGGUAGUCAUGCAUAAUGUAGGUUAGUGACUUAAAACGUGUAAAGAAAGCACUGUAAUGUGUGUGAGUGUGAGUGUGUGGCAGGGGUUGAGGUAGGUGAGGACACAGACACACACACACCAUCACUGCCUCACAAUCACCUCAAAUACUUAAUCUUUCCUUCACAAACAGUCAAAGUGGCAACAUUGUGACCAAAGCCUUUAGACAUGUAAAAAACUGAACCGUUCACACACACACACACACACUCACACAAUCUGCAUCUUUAAGUAAAUAAAUGAUGAUGGAAAUACAAAACAAAUUUAUUACACAUUUAAGGCAACUAGCAGUCAAAUGGACCUUUUCACACACACACACACACACACACACACACACACUCUGCCUCUCUAAGUAAACAAGAGAUGAUGGGAAUACAAAGCAAAUUUACCACAAUUAAGGGAACUGGCAUAUCGAGUGGGCCUUUUUAAAAUUUUUGUUGCCCUUGGCCAGCUUCCCUUCUUGCAUAGAAGAAAAGGAAAUAAAAAUCAACUAAGCAGAGAGUGAGAGAGUGAGGCAGUGGUGACAAUAGUGCUGUCUCUAGUCCUCAUCUGCCUGAGUUCCUGCCACAAGCUAGGUGGAGCAGAGCCUCUCAUGACAACACAGCAUCUGACCAUCCCUUCCUGUUUGCCUGUUUGUUGGUGGGUUUGGCAGCUGGGAGGUGUAGUGGUGCAUAAUGUAGUGUAGUGAGCUAGUGUGUAGUGUCAGGGGGACUUAAUGUAAAGGGUUGUGUAUGUAAGUGUGUGCUAGACUGAGGUUUACGUAUUUCUAAAGGGGAAAUGUAUAACUGAGUGAACAAAUGGAAGAAAAGGAAGGUCAAAUUGAGGGAUUUUAAAGUCUAAAGAGGAAAUAUAUGAGUUAUGAAGAAAUAGAAGGAAAAGGAGGUUAGAUUAAUGCUUUCUUAAUUCUAAAGAGGAAAUAUAUGAGGAAAUUAGCAAAUAGAAGGAGAGGAGGGAAGUAUUUAUUAGUAAAUUUGGACAGUGAAGAAAGGUGUUUUGUGGUGAAUUAAAAAAAAAAUAUAUAUAAGACAGAUUAGGGUUUUAAAACAGCAGGAAGAAGUAAAACACCUGAGUUAUAUUAGUAAAAUGAACCAAAAGGAGGAGGAUGUAGGGAAAAGCAUAAAAGAAGAGAGAAAAGAAAAAAAUAAAUAUCAUAAAAUGUAAAAUGAAGGAGUAAUGAAGUAAAUAAAUGAUAAAUUGGAAAAAAGGACAAAAUCAAGGAAGAAUUUAAACAACAAUAAAAAUGAGUAUGAGGCAACAGAAGACAUGCACUGGAAAUAGACCCAAAUUAAACAGAGAUGGGAUAGGCAGUAAUAGAGAGAGAGAGAGAGAGAGAGAGAGAGAGCAAAUGAGAGCAAGCAAUCAAGCCAGCACCCACGCAGUAUUGGUGAGGUAAGAGAGGCCUUCCCAAGCAGCACUGUAGUCACCAGUCACCAGUCCUUGCCUUGUGGUGACCUUAUAUUUAUACAGCAAGAGAGAGAGAAGAGUGUGGUGGGAUUCCAUGUACAUAGAAUCAAGUAUUGUUAUAUUAAGUUGUUCGUGCAAUGUAUAAAAAAAAAGUCCACACCAGCUGGGCCUCCUUUGUUGUUGUUGUUGAUUACUCUCCGGUGUUGUGGUGUAGAUGUAGGGUAAAUAGUGCCGUUAACAGUGCCGUGGUGUGGCGUGGUGUUGUGUCACGUCGCGCCACGGCCAGAACAAAUUAAUCCUCCGUGCACAAGUGUCCGAAAAUAGAAAGAAAGUAAUUAAUGGCGGGAUCAUAGUUGUACGUACAUUCCAGACCAGCUGUAUGAAGUGUCUGUGUAUAUUUGUGUAUUUCACUGUGUAUAAAGAGACUUGGUGGGAA